Anolis sagrei ordinatus is the source of this 1200-nucleotide messenger RNA. It is a transcript of the gene RNLS, whose product is annotated as renalase, FAD dependent amine oxidase. Gene Ontology annotation, molecular function: oxidoreductase activity, acting on NAD(P)H. Gene Ontology annotation, cellular component: extracellular region. The record is from RefSeq and is a predicted model, not a curated record. NCBI's taxonomy places the organism in Eukaryota, Metazoa, Chordata, Lepidosauria, Squamata, Anolidae.
GCAGCAGAUCUUCCUCUUCCUCUUCCUCCUCCUCCGUGCGGUGUUCCUUUCCGUGGCCAUGGCGCGGGUCCUGAUCGUGGGCGCCGGCUUGACAGGGAGCCUCUGCGCGGCGCUUUUACGCGCGGAGUUUCCCCCGGAGCGCCUUUCCCGGAUCGCGCUGUGGGACAAGGCCAGGGGCGCAGGGGGAAGAAUGGCCACGAGCCGCCGAGACCGGGAUCCCCGAUGCACGGCCGACCUGGGCGCCCAGUACCUCACCCUUGGAGCAGACCCCAAGCACCGCAGCUUUUAUGAAGAUCUGUUGACCCAUGGAAUACUGAAGCCAAUGACUGCCCUGGUAGAAGGAAUGGUGAUGAAAAAGGGGACCGAGAAUUUUGUUACACCUCAGGGAAUUUCAUCAAUUGUCAAGUACUAUUUAAAGAAGUCAGCAGGUGCAGAUAUCUUCUAUGAUCACCAAGUUACUCAGCUCUACCUCCGUGACGGGAAAUGGGAAGUCUGCGUUAAUACUGGCUCUUCAGACCAGUUUGAUGUGGUUAUUCUUACAAUGCCUGUUCCACAAAUUCUUCAGCUUCAGGGAGACAUUGGGAAUUUAAUUAACAAAAGUCAAAGGCAACAACUGGAAUCUGUGAGCUACUCCUCCCGCUAUGCUCUGGGUCUUUUUUAUGAAGCUGGCACACAGAUUGAUGUCCCUUGGGCAGCACAGUACAUCUCCAAUAAUCCCUGCAUACGCUUCAUCUCCAUCGAUAAUAAGAAGCGCAAUAUAGAAUCUCCUGACAUUGGCCCAUCUAUUGUUCUGCACACCAGUACAUCCUUUGGAGCGGAGUACCUGGAGUGGGAUAAAGAAAAGGUAGAGCAGCUGAUUUUGGACCAGUUCAGAAAGAUCAUGCCUGAUUUGCCGGAACCAGCAAGUACAAAAUGCCAAAGAUGGAGAUAUUCUCAGGUGACCACAGCUUUCCCUGGAAGUCCAGGACAAAUAACUCUUCAUACAAAACCAUUCUUGAUCUGUGGAGGUGAUGGAUUUGUUCAUUCCAACUUUGAUGGGUGCAUAGAUUCAGCCACGGCUGUAGUGGAAGCUUUGAAGUCCAGUUUGUAGAAUUUUUUUUCUUCAUAUCAACUUAUUUUUAUGAUGAAUUAUACAUUAAUAUACUAAAACAUGCUGUACUUGUCCCUUAUUUUUAAGAAAUAAAUCAUGACAAGUCUUUA